This is a messenger RNA of Fopius arisanus, 2834 nucleotides long. RefSeq names its product E2F transcription factor 1 (gene E2f1). NCBI's taxonomy places the organism in Eukaryota, Metazoa, Arthropoda, Insecta, Hymenoptera, Braconidae. Gene Ontology annotation, cellular component: RNA polymerase II transcription regulator complex. The coding region runs from base 790 to 2109 and encodes 439 amino acids. Gene Ontology annotation, biological process: regulation of transcription by RNA polymerase II. The record is from RefSeq and is a predicted model, not a curated record. Gene Ontology annotation, molecular function: protein dimerization activity; RNA polymerase II cis-regulatory region sequence-specific DNA binding; DNA-binding transcription factor activity, RNA polymerase II-specific. The transcript has 5 exons.
UAAAUCGGUGAAGUGCAAGAACGCCGGGGCCUCGUGUGUACUUCAUAAUCAGUGAGACAAUUUUCAUCUCAAUUCAAUUUUAAUUUGUCUCUCAUGUGGCUCUGGUAUUAUUUUUCGGCUUUGAUGAGAUGAAUUGAAGAUGGAUUGAUAACUGUGAUUAAAAUAGUGAAAUCGUUGAAUGGUGGGGGGAGGGAGUUAAGAGUCGCGAUGUACAAAUUCAUCUGAGUUGCAUAUGAGAAUGAGAUUUGUGGAUUGAGUGGCACAAAAUGGACGAGGAUUAGUGCUUUGAUGGGAUUUAUUGAAUGAAUUUUAUUGGUCUUAGAGAUUCUCGAGCGUUUGUCGUUGAAUUUUUAUUCGGGCUGUUUUAGGGCAGGCGUUUCAGUUGCUCUCUCAUUUUUUUUUCACCUCUCUCUUUUCACGAGAUAUUGGAGGCAGGACGUGACGCUGGGCGGUGAGAGACGUUGAAAAUGGCUCGUGUUACGUGUCUCCUAUAAACACACGCGGAUUUACAUGAAUUUUAAGGGAUUUCCGGGGAUUUUUUUGAGGUAAUUGGCGAGCUUUUUGGCGGGUGGAGGUAGGCGAAUUUCGAGGUUUGAGAGAGACAGGCGCUCCGGUUGGCUUGAUAGCUGCGGCUAGUACUCGAGGCACGAUUUGUUGGCCCUCUUUUGCUUUUUAAACCGAACCAACGAGAAUUUCUCGGGCUGACUCUUGGGUGCUCUACGAGGCAAGUUGUAAUCGUUGGGUAGUUUGGAGAAUUCAUCGUCUUCACGGAAUCUCCAAGACGAUAAAAUGCCACGUGUUAGGAGACAAGUUGUCCUGGAGGACCCGUCCAGGCCAGUCACACCAGACAUGGCACAAAGAAAACUAAUAAAAACAGAAUUCAACGGAGAUGGAUCCCUAGAGGGUCAAGUGCAAAAAGUGGCUGAAGAAACACCAAGUCCCCACUUGCAGGACCACCAAUACGGCCAGACCCCGCACUACCAAAUAACAAGACGUCCUGCCCAGCCAGUGCCACGUCCAGAGCAGAUCUCAGUUCAAGCAGUAAAACGACGUCUAAACCUCGAAGUCGCCGCCUCAGCCCCAGUCCCAUCAACCUUCAAAGCACCCAGAGGUAAACGUCGAAGAUCGGGUUCCAACUCCUUUACUCAUACACCAGCUAAAAGCAAAACAGUCGAGAGGACGCGGUACGACACAUCAUUGAGUCUUUUAACUAAAAAAUUCAUAAAUCUCGUGGAAAGCAGUAGUGAUGGUGUUGUUGAUCUCAAUGUGGCGUCUGAAAAGUUAGAAGUACAAAAGCGAAGAAUAUACGAUAUUACCAAUGUAUUAGAAGGCAUUGGAAUACUUGAAAAAAAGAGUAAAAAUAAUAUACAGUGGAAGGGGGGACAAUUACCGGGUGAACAAAAUGACAUAUUAGAGUUAAGGAGAGAAGUAAAUGAUUUGGAGGCCAAGGAGAAUGCAUUGGAUCGAUUGAUACAUGGAGCUGAGGAGAGAUUACGUGAAUUGUGCGCUGAUAGGCAAUUUGCCUAUGUGACUUAUCAUGAUUUGCGAUCAGUUCCUGCUUACAAGGAUCAGGCCAUUAUGGCGGUUAAGGCACCUCCUGAAGCGACACUUCAUGUACCACAACCAAUCAAUAAUUUGGGGCAGCCUAAAUUGCAGAUCCAUAUGCGAUCGUUAUCUGGCGAGAUCGAGGUCUUUCUGUGUCCUGACGAUCCUGCUGUUAAGGUUAAUAGUCCUGGUGGAGAUGCGGCACCAUGCGUCAUACCCAAGGAGUUCAUUGUCGAGGGGGAGCGAAAGAAGGAAAGAACAGAGUCCAAGAGGAGGUAUCAGGUCACCAAGAGGGAGACUGUCGAUGAUGAUGAGGAUGCUGUUGCGUCGACUUCGUCAUCUGGCAUGAGAGAUGCUUUGCUCAGUGAGAGUGAUGACUUUGGUCCUAUGGGAGGAAGCAGGUUUCAAUUACAGACUGAGGAUCAAAACCCAACGACAGAAGUUAAUAUAUUGGACUUUAGUGAGUCCCUAUUAUCACUGGAGCCACCAUUAUCUGAGAGUGACUAUUCGUUUUCACUUGCAACCGAAGAGGGCCUUUCCGAUCUCUUCGAUUUCCCAUUUUAGAAUUUUUUAAAAUCACCUGCAUUCAUCGAAUGAAUAGUAAAUGAAAUACAACAACAAUUGGAGAUAAAUGCAAACUAGAAACAAUCAUGUGUCUUUUAACAAUGAAAAAAAAACAUGAAAAUUAACUCUGAGUUCGUCUUCCCAACAUUAAAAAAAUCAGUGGUUUAAGAACGAGUGGUUAGUAAAAUUUGUAAAAAAAACAUUUUUGGCGUAUUACUGUUAUGAGUAAUAUUGCCCUCGCAAUUGUUUCGUUAAAUUUAUAUUCAAAAGCAAACAUAUCACGAAAUAACGAUUUUUCUUAAUUCUGCAGAUUUUUGUCGAUUUGCCAUAGAAAAUGAGAAUGAAAAAGAUGGCAAUCACAGAGGAUUUGGAAAACGUUCUUUCAGUGCAAUUAUAUAAUUUAUUAAUUUAAGUUUAUCGAAUGAAUUAUUUAAAUUUACUUCAUUAUCGAAUUACCUGAGUGUAAGUUCGUAAGUUUUAUUAUUCCUCCAAAUUUUGUACAAAAUUAAUUUUUUGACGUUUCAAUUAUUUAUAAACAUUUUUGUUUUUUUUCUUAUGCUGUAAGAAAAACAUGAAAAAUGCAAAAACUUUCCUAAAACAUGAAGAAUUGUUCUGAAAAUUAGUCUGAUACCUGAAUGAUAAUUAAAUCUUAAUUAUUUAUAAUUAAAAUCAAUAACUAAUUAAUCUGAAGGAGACGAACUCAAAAGUCGUACAAAGAGUAAAAA